Hippocampus comes (tiger tail seahorse) is the source of this 1148-nucleotide messenger RNA. Its product is annotated as oocyte zinc finger protein XlCOF20-like. Gene Ontology annotation, cellular component: nucleus. The transcript has 3 exons. The record is from RefSeq and is a predicted model, not a curated record. Lineage: Eukaryota; Metazoa; Chordata; Actinopteri; Syngnathiformes; Syngnathidae. Gene Ontology annotation, molecular function: RNA polymerase II transcription regulatory region sequence-specific DNA binding; DNA-binding transcription factor activity, RNA polymerase II-specific. Bases 315 to 1148 code for a protein of 277 amino acids. Gene Ontology annotation, biological process: embryo development; regulation of transcription by RNA polymerase II.
UACAGGGAUUAACAAUCGCUGUGGUGGCUGGUUUGACCGCACGAGGAGGGUAGACACCCCUCACCGAAUUCUCCUGAAUUUUUCAUGGACGUGCUCAAACCUCCACUUGGGGUGUCCACCAUCAAUUCGCUGGGCUGAAAAAUCUUUCGUUGAAUCAUCGUGUCCGAUUAAAGUCAUCUCGAUGUACGUUGAUGUUGCUCGGCAUAGUUUAGCUUAGCCUAGCUUGCUUGCCGCUAACAUAGAGGCGCUUGUGAUCAACACAACGCUCAACAGAGAUCGUAAGCGUCAAGUGUUGUUGUAAUUUUCGUGUGAACAUGUGGGCAAGAAGGACAGCAGAGUACGAGGAGGAACUUUGUGAAGAAAAAGAGGACCACAAGGGACAACGUCAACUGCUGGACGCCAUUGGCAGGAUACGGCCAAGAAUUGUUCUUCACAGAGCAGACAUCAGCAAAGAUGUUUGUCCCGAGCAACUGGAUGCAGAGCCCCCUCAUAUUAAAGAGGAAGAGGAGAACAAUGAGGUCUCCCACUUUAAAGAAGAAGACAAGCAGGCCCUUUACAUUAAAAAAGAGGAGGAGCUAGAGCACCCUUGCAUGAAAAAUGGUGACAUCACAUCAUCAAACGUUGAUGAUGAUGAGGAGGAGGAUGAAGAGUUUGAUGGUGAUCUGACAUGUCGCACUGACAACAAACCCUGGAAAUGUUCUCAAUGUAGCAAAACGUUUGCUUAUCAGAGUCAAUUGAAAAUACACAUGAGAACUCACACUGGUGAGAAACCGUUCACCUGUUUAGUCUGUGGCCGGAAAUUCUCUGUUAAGGGAAGCUUAAUUCACCACAUAAGAACACACACUGGUGCGAAACCUUUUGCCUGUUCAGAUUGUGGCCAAAGAUUCUCUUGGAAGGCAGACUUAAAAGUACACUCAAGAAUCCACACUGGUGAGAAACCUUUUGCCUGUUCAUAUUGUGGCCAAAGAUUCACUCGGAAUGGAACCUUAAAAAGUCACAUAAGAACCCACACUGGUGAGAAACCUUUUGCCUGUUCAGAUUGUGGCCAAAGAUUCUCUCAGAAGGCACUCUGUUGUGGCCAAAGAUUCUCGUGGAUGUCUCAGAUGAAGAAUCACAAGUGCAUUGAUGAGAUGAACAGUUAUCGAUGA